UUAACUAUUAAAUCAAAUGCCCUUAGCCAUUGAUUAAAAAAACAACCUCAGCCAAUGGUGGGCGAGUGUUCCAUCAGCAUCUGUAACCAAGCCUUCUGUAAAAGUUAGUUGGGAAUGGUUUCUGUAGGCAUCGAACUCUUUAAUUAUAUCAAUAAUGUAUUCCACAUGUUAGACGUUUCCAUGCUGCCACGAAUUUCUUCUGCAAAAACACAUGGAAUCACAUAUUGUUAUGCAAGAUCAAAGACUGCUGACAGUGGCUGAACAAGCCGAGGCAGCACGCUGUUGUGUCAGAAAUGAGCAUUUCCAAUGCCAUUGAAUAGUUAUAAAAUGCGAAUUCCAUAUAUCGCCAAUCUCAAUCUCACAGGAUUAUGUAGAGAAGGUUGGUUGAAGGAGUCGUUACACAAUCUGCUUACUACAUACAACCCACCUGUGAACACUUCUACGUAUGUUCAAUUCUUGCAGACAUGCAUUUCUAAGAAUGUCCUUUCAGAGGGUAAACAACUCCCACAUCAAUGAGGGCGGAUUUAUGUUUGCCACAGACAGACUUUUACAGAACACCCUUAUACGCAUGUAUGAAAAGUGUGGAAGUUUAGUAGAUGCACACGAAGUGUUUGAUCAAAUGACUGAGCGUGAUGUUUUCUCCUGGAAUGCCAUUAUUGCAGCGUACAGAUGGCAUGGGUAUCCUCAUGAAGCAUUGACACUAUUUCAUAAAAUGCGAGCAGAUGGCAUCCAACCCAAUCAGUUCACUUUUGCCAGCAUACUCUCAGCCUGUUCGAAAGUAAGAGUUCUGGAACACGGUAUGGCCAUCCAUCAAAGCAUAAUUGAAUGUGGAUUUUUGUCAGAUAGUGUAGUUGCAAAUGCCCUGGUAGAUAUGUAUGCAAAAUGUGGAAACAUACGCAAGGCACAUGACCUGUUCGAAAAACUGUCUCGAAGAGACGUGGUCUCAUGGACUGCAAUGGUUGCAGGAUAUACACAAAAUGGAUUUGUUGAAAAAGCCCUAGAAACUUUUAAGCAAAUGCAAUUGGCAGUUGUUCAGCCAAAUUCUGCAACCUUUGCAAGCAUUCUCCCAGCCUAUGCUAAAAUGGGAGCUUUAGAACAGGGUAUGGAAAUCCAUCAAAACAUAGUGAAAAGGGGGAUUUUGUCAGCUGUUGUAAUUGCAAAUGCUUUGGUAGAUAUGUAUGCAAAGUGUGGCAGCACACGCAAAGCACAUAAAUUGUUUGACAAAAUGCCUCAAAGAGAUGUGGUCUCAUGGAGUGCAAUAAUUACAGGGUAUGCACAAAAUGGGUUUGCUGAAAAGGCCUUGGAAAGUUUUAAGCAAAUGCAGUUGGCAGGUGUAAAUCCGAACUCCACAACCUUUGCCAGCAUCCUUCCAGCCUGUGCCAAAAUGGGAGCUUUAGAACAGGGUAUGUACAUCCAUCAAAGCAUAAUGGAAAGAGGUUUUAUAUCAGAUGUUGUAGUUGUAAAUUCCCUCCUAGAUAUGUACGCCAAAUGUGGACACAUACACAAGGCAAGGCAUCUAUUCGACAAAAUACCUCAAAAAAAUGUGGUCUCAUGGACUGCAAUGAUUACAGGAUAUGCACAAAAUGGCUUUCUUGACGAGGCUUCGAGGCUUUUCAGAGAAAUACCCCAAAGAAAUGUGGUUUCGUGGAAUGCAAUGAUCGCAGGAUACUCACAAAAUGAUUUUGUUGAAAAAGCCUUACUAACUUUUAAGGAAAUGCAACUGGUAGGUUUACAGCCAAACGCCACAACCUUUGCUAGCAUCCUCCCAGCCUGUGCCAAAACAGGGGCUUUAGAACAGGGUAUGGACAUCCAUCGAAGCAUAAUGGAAAGGGGAUGUUUAUCAAAUGUUACAGUUGGAAAUGCUCUGGUAGACAUGUAUGCAAAAUGUGGAAGUAUACAUAAGGCACGUGAACUGUUUGACAACAUGGCUGAAAAAAAUGUGGUUUCUUGGACUGCGAUGAUUGCAGGAUAUGCACAAAAUGGAUUUGUUGAAAGGGCCCUGGAAAUUUUUAAACAAAUGCGAGUGGCAGGUGUAAACCCAGACUCGACAACCUUUGUCAGUAUCCUCCCAGCAUGUGCUAAAAUGGGAGCUUUAGAACAGGGUAUGGAUAUACAUCAAAACAUAAUGGAAAGGGGAUUAUUGUCAAAUGUUGUAGUUGCAAAUGCCCUGGUAGAUAUGUAUGCAAAAUGUGGGAGCAUAAACAGGGCACGUGAACUGUUUGAAAAAAUGUCUCAAAAAAAUGUGGUUUCAUGGAAUGCAUUGAUUUCAGGAUAUGCACAAAAUGGCUUAUGCAAGGAUGCUCUUGAACUCUUCGAACUAAUGAAGCAAUCUGGAACAUGUCCUGAUUGUGUAAGCUUCGUUUGUGUUUUAUUAGCAUGCAGCCAUGCAGGUUUAGUGAAUGAGGGUUGUGAAUAUUUCAAUGGAAUGACUAACUUAUAUAACAUUAUGCCCACAAUUGAUCAUUAUGUGUGCAUGGUUGACCUUUUUGGCCGUGCUGCCUAUCUUGAGGAAACUCUAAACUUUAUCAUCAAAAUGCCAAUUACUCCUGUGGUGGUUGUGUGGACGUGUUUUCUUGGUUCCUUUAAAGCACAUAAGAAUAUAAGGCUAGGACUAUAUACGGCAACUCUUCUUUUUGAGCUGGAUCCUAAGAAUGCUGCAACUUAUGUUAUUCUGUCAAACAUCUAUGCAGAAGUUGGAAUGUGGAGUGAGGUUCAACUGGUAAGGAAAUUGAUGAAAGAUAGAGGAAUUGAAAAGAUACCUGGAUGUAGUUGGAUUGAAGGUUAUAAGACAGUACGCGGAUUUUGUGUAGCAGACAGAUAACACCAACCUACACUGUAGAUCCAUGCAAAAUAGGCGACAUCAUCUUAGGAUAUGAAGUCAGCAGGGUAUUUUACUGAUCAAAACAUGUACUGAAUGAUAUGGAAUCUGGAUGAUAAAAAGAAUUGUUCGUCUGCCACCAUACUGAAAAGCUGGCAAUCAUUUUUGGAUUGUUAAACAAACCUUUGAAAUACCUAUUAGGUUUGUCCGGCCGCCAGCGCCUUGUAAGUGUAUGAUGACUACCAUACUGCUGCCAAGUUUAUCUCCAAAAUUGUUGGAAGCGAAAUUGUUUUGAGAGAUGGAAACUGGUCACAUAGUUUCAAGUUUCAACUAUCAAACAAGGACAAUGUUCUUGCAGUGAUUAUUGCUGAUGUUAAGUGAAUCAAUCUAUAAAUAGAGGCUUACACUAUAACAAAAUACACGGUGUCUGACCUGCAGUGAUGAAGGAAUCAGAUUUGAUUUCCAGAUUCUAAAAUAUAUUCUUUUGUGCGUUUGGAGAUCUAGACUAGGCUACUGACUUUAUAAAAUCAUAUGUAUGAUAUGCAAUAUGCAUCACUGCCUGGAGGUACUGAUGAGAUAUUUGUUUAAUGCUGUUUUAUGAUACCAUGGAAAUGUCAUAACAUCGAACUGUUUUCAGGAAACCAACACAUCUGGAAUGCUGAGCAAAGUGAGAGGAAUGCUGGAGGGAUAUGAAAUAAUUCUUGAAAAGCAGGAAAUAUUGAAAAUUACUUACAAUGCUUGGAAAUUGUUGGGAGU
This is a messenger RNA of Cryptomeria japonica (Japanese cedar), 3574 nucleotides long. Its product is annotated as pentatricopeptide repeat-containing protein At3g09040, mitochondrial-like. The record is from RefSeq and is a predicted model, not a curated record. The coding region runs from base 446 to 2821 and encodes 791 amino acids. Gene Ontology annotation, biological process: RNA modification. Gene Ontology annotation, molecular function: RNA binding; protein binding. Gene Ontology annotation, cellular component: intracellular membrane-bounded organelle. The transcript has a single exon. Lineage: Eukaryota; Viridiplantae; Streptophyta; Pinopsida; Cupressales; Cupressaceae.